UUUGUCCCUUAAGGCGUUGCUGAUGAGGACUUCAGAUACCAGGAUAUUCUUGCUUUGAAUCAGGCCUCCCAGGUCAUACAUCAAACAUAGCCUAAAUACGCUUUAUUGUGACACUCCUUAGUGUGACACUCCUGCAGCAGGAAGUGGCUCUUUUAGUCAUCCUGGCAGACGAAACACAGGGCCGAGUUCCCCCUGCGUGAGUUUUUGUCGGCUCGGCUCAGCUUCUUCUUCUUCUUCUUCUUCUUCUUCUUCUUCUUCUUCUUCUUCUUCUCUGGCAACGCUGAAGUGGAGUCCACAACAGCAACGGCGCCUGGACGGAGUGACUGAAUGGGAACCAUAUCAACAUCUCUUUGGUUGGCUCCUUACCCAGCAAGUCAAUCUUGAGAAAUAUGGAUGGAGGUGGCAGAACUAAUGAUGUGCAGGCGGAGCUGGACUCUUUGGAGGCGGAGCUAGAAUUGGUGGAGCUGCAGAUUACAGAUCUCCUGCAGAAGCAGGCUGAGCUGACCGGUCGUAAAGAUGCACUUCUGCAGCAACUGGAGGAGGCCUGUGAUGCUGCACAGCCGUCAUCCUCAAAGUCAUCUGGAGCUCAUCCAGUACUGAGCAAGCAGGAGAUGAAGCUCUAUGAUGGCACAGGUUCAGUUUUCAGUAACUCCUCGAUGUUACUUCCUGUUCAGCUCUCGUGCUGUGGUGUCGUGAUGUGGUGUGAAGUAACAUUUCCAUGGUCCAAAGAAGUGGAGCGCCACCUGAAGGACUCGUUCCAUCUCUCCACGUUCAGACCUCUACAGCUGAAGGCCAUCAACCUGACCCUGUCAGGCAAAGAUCUGUUCCUGGUAAUGCCCACAGGGAGAGGAAAAAGCCUCUGCUACCAGCUGCCUGCAGUCUGCUCAGAGGGUUUUACAUUGGUUGUCAGUCCCCUGGUGUCCCUGAUGGAGGACCAGAUCAUGUACCUGAAGUCCAUCGAUGUGCCAGCAGUCAUGCUGAAUGCGUCCAGUAGCAGGGAGCAUGCCAAGACUGUCAUGGCUGGAAUGACGGAUCCCAAAGCUCCUUUCAAGCUGCUGUAUGUGACUCCAGAGAAGAUCGCCAAGAGCAAGCUGCUCAUGUCUCGUCUUGAGAAAGCCCAUAACGCAGACCUGCUGAGUCGGAUCGCUGUGGACGAGGUUCACUGCUGCAGUCAGUGGGGUCAUGACUUUAGACCAGAUUAUAAGCUGCUGGGCAUCCUGAAGAGGCAGUUCCCCAACGUCCCCCUUCUGGGACUCACCGCCACAGCAACCAGCAGCGUCCUCAAGGACUGUGAGAAGAUCCUAUGUGUGCCACAGCCAAUCACACUGUCGGCGUCCUUCAACCGAACCAAUCUCUACUACGAGGUUCGGGUUAAAGACUCUAACUAUGAUGCAUCAAUAGAUGAUGUUGCCUCUCUGAUCAAGAACAGAUACAAGGAUCAGUCAGGGAUCGUGUACGUGUUCUCUCAGAAGGAUGCAGAGUCAGUGUCCUCUGCGCUCCAGAAGAGAGACGUCCUGGCCUUCCCCUACCACGCUCACAUGGACCCCGACGAUAGGUCCCGCGUUCACCGCAAAUGGACCUCCAACAAAAUCCAGGUGGUGGUAGCCACAGUGGCGUUUGGUAUGGGCAUCGACAAGCCUGACGUCAGGUUUGUCAUCCACCACACCAUCAGUAAAUCGAUCGAGAACUACUACCAAGAGAGUGGACGCGCAGGGCGAGACGACCAACAAGCAGACUGCAUCAUCUACUAUGGCUUCUCUGAUAUCUUCAGGAUCAGCACCAUGGUGGUGAUGGAGAACGUUGGUCAGAAGAAGCUGCUGCAGAUAGUGGAUUACUGCCAGAAUGUUGACAGGUGUCGGCGCUCUCUCAUGGCUGUUCAUUUUGACGAGGUGUGGGAUGAUGAAGGAUGCAACCAGAUGUGUGAUACCUGCCGCAAUGCAAAAGACUUCACCACCUUGGAAAUUACCCAGCAUGCCAAGCAGGUGCUGCAAAUUGUGGAGCUGGCAGCGUCAGUGGAUGAAAAGCUGACUCCGCUGAAGCUGGUGGAUGCGUGGAUAGGCAAAGGCCCAGCAAAGCGCAGGAAGAUGAUCCAGACCACCACCCUGUGUCGGCCGCAGGCUGAAGCUGUGGUUGUGAUGCUGCUGCUGCAGGGAUACCUCAGGGAGGAUUUCAGCUUCACUCCGUACAUCACCCACUUCUACAUGAAGCUGGGCCGCAAAGCUCCUCUGCUGAAGAACGAGGCUCACACACUCAGCAUGAAGAUGAGGUCAACAGGGGCAGGGUCUGCUGUGGACACAUCAGCCAAUCAGGAAGAGCUUAAUAAGACCUUUGACCCCGUUGUCAUGGACCACAGCUGUCCCCCACAACCCAAAGUGAUAGUAUUUAAAGACCAGAGGAACCAGAACAGACGACAGAGCGAGAGAGCACAGCAGCAGAUGACGCACCGACCUGGAGAGGAAGAGGUGAACAGAGGGAGCUCCAUCACGCCUCAACAUGGAAUUGAGGUUGAUGUUGAAAUAAACAUUAUAGAUAACAGUGAUGGUCAGAAAACACCUUCACAUCCACUUAAACCUUGUUCCAAACGCAAAGCCACCACCCCUCAGAGAGUGAGGAGGAAACCCCGUGCUGCAGCAGGUGUUUCCAGUCAAGGCCCAGGGGAUGACACGGCGCCCAGCUCUCCAUCCCACGCCUCCAUCAUCUCUGAGACUGCAGCCGAAGAGCUCUGUGACCUGAGGAACUACUACAGCAAACAGCUGAAGAGAAUUAACCACAUUUCUCAUGAAUACCUGGGGCAGCCCUCAGAGCCAGGGGUGCUGGCAUGUAUCAGGGAGCCUCUGAGGAGCCUCCGUCUGCCCCGCAGGCUGACCAUCGCCCGGACGGCUCGCAGCCUGUGGACCCGAGUGAGUGGCAGGAGGAAGCUGGUUCACCGCUGACGGCACAGUGUGAAGUUCCAUUUAAUGCACAUAGGUGUAUAGACAGCUGCAGGGAUGACAAAUGUUUGUAGGCUAACAGAAAGUCAGUGUCGGCCUGGUAACCUGGACACAAAGCCAAUGGGAUACUUCCGUUACAUUUUGGAUUAUUACAGAAAAAUAUCUCUGUGGCAAACAAACUUUAUGAUUCGUACACUUUUUGUUCAGCAAAAAUAAUCUUCACAACGGAACUCCACCACGGUCACAUGACCUUACGUUACCACCACUAAGCUAAAGUACUGGUGUUCUAAUGAGGACGUGUAGUCAUCUCAUUUAGACUCUUUUUUUCAAGACUAACAGCUUCUAAAUUCUCCAGAGGGGUGUUCAUUGACCUAUUUCACAUCAAAAAACAAAACGUUCAAAUCUCUCGGCUUGUGUUAAACACAGACCUUUUUUCAGACAUCUAACCAGCAACAAACAAGGGAACAUGAAGUGUAAAAUUGCUGAGUCACUUUCAGGUUUAUGGACUCCUUCCUGCAGCUCUCUAUCAUGAAACUUGAGCUUCUGCACUACUGUAAUCCAAAGGUUCUUUCAGCUGUCCCAGUUAAGAAGCCACUAUGUGAAGGAUUUCAAAAUGUCAGACUCUGGAGCCACCUGGUGGUAGUAUCCACAAAGAUACUGAUGUACAUGCUGCCACAGAUCUGACCUGGGAUCAUUAGGAUCAAUGGACUUAAAUGUAACCAUAUGCUGUAAUAAGAAUGUGAAAGAUGCUGUAAGAGAAAGACAUGUAAAUGGCCUUCACCCUUCAUGGACUGAUAGACAUUUUCCAUAAUUCAUACUUCAGCUGCUGUGUUGAAGACUGGAUGUCUUUAUGAGUACAUUAUUAGACUUGGACCUUGAGUUAAAGCUGUACUUCUCUUUUCUGUCUCACAUGUCUAGACAGAAACACUAGCAUGUUAGAAUGUUUUUUCCUGCUGUCCCCUACUGUGACCCGUAGGAGCACAUAGCGCUACACAGUGAACAUGGAGGAGACAGAGGAACGAUGCUGCUGGUUCUGUGAGGUGGAACUGGGAAACCCAGUAAAUCCUUUCUUCAUACUCACCACCAUUGUCCCUGGAAAUGGUUUCCCAGCACCUACGAUCGAUGACAUCACGCAUCAGCUUGCUUUGAUUGGUCGGGGUACGCUGCAUGCAGUGAUUAGCCAGGGGAUUGCCUUCUUUUUGCCUUCUUCACGCCUUCUUCACACUUCUCAUGUGAAUAUGUGAGACUUACUGUCUGAAACGAUACCGUUUGUCUCUCCCUCUCUAUGACAGUCAGCUUUCACUCCACUUUCUAGUGUGGACUAUAAACACCCAACAAGGUCGGUCAACACAUUGUACAAGUUCUGAUGAAGCAGAACCCGACCCUGAGACCCAAACGGACUAAAUGAAUAUGGAUUAGUGUUGACCGAGCUUCUGACCAAUUAUCCACCUGAGAAAAUGCACUGUUUGGUCAGCUCUGUCAGUUUAUUAUUCUGCUGUAUGUUUGUUUCAUAGUGCUAGUCUUGAGACCUGGUUCAUGUGUUGACAAUCAGAUCUCAAUUUGGUUAACUACUCAUACUAAGUGUUGUGUUGUUAUUAAAUCUCAUUCCUAACAGCAGUGUGAGCAUCAGAUGUGUCCUGAACUGAAGCUAACAGGUGAAGGAGAUGUGACUGUAAAUGGAACCACUGGUUGGUCCGUCUGUUGACCACAGCUGGAUCCUGUCAGUGAACAAUGCUGUGUCUACUGAGGAUGUCACUGCCAGGUUCAUUCCUGCCAGUUAAUUAUGCCAGUGAUCUUUUGUUUAUUUUUUUGGAUUUCUGUUAGGCAGGUAGAUGUGAAACCAGUAAGUCACAGGCAGCACAGCAAAUAUUAGAGGGCUGUCAGAAGCAAAUAAAGGUAUCUGUAACCUUAAGAUAUACGUUC
Anoplopoma fimbria (sablefish) is the source of this 4853-nucleotide messenger RNA. Its product is annotated as ATP-dependent DNA helicase Q1-like. The transcript has 16 exons. NCBI's taxonomy places the organism in Eukaryota, Metazoa, Chordata, Actinopteri, Perciformes, Anoplopomatidae. Gene Ontology annotation, molecular function: 3'-5' DNA helicase activity; nucleic acid binding; ATP binding. Gene Ontology annotation, biological process: double-strand break repair via homologous recombination. The coding region runs from base 390 to 2933 and encodes 847 amino acids. Gene Ontology annotation, cellular component: chromosome; cytoplasm. The record is from RefSeq and is a predicted model, not a curated record.